AUAGUAUGACCACCAUUUUCUUGAUUGCCAUGCGCAUACUCACUUAAUGCGCUCGCAUGGAUUCCGGCUCCUGCUCUACCCGUGGCUUAGGAGGCUAUCCAGCACCACUUGAACAAUGAAGUCCUUCGGAGCGAUUCUUCACACCACGGUCUUGGUUCUUUUGGCUUCUCGUGCUUGAAAGCAGGUAUUGCUAAAGCCGUAGCUUCUGUCCUUGACCACGGAAUCUGCGGCUGCCACUUUCAGUUCAGCUUGGUUGCCCACUUCACCGCGUUGUCCUUGGUCACCAACAUGCUAAUGCUAGGCGAUCAGCGACAACGGAAAGCUCUUGCGGAUCAGCUAGUUGCACACAACAUUAUCGGCACAUGUCUUUCGUACGUGCGUCGGGAGCACUUUUCUCUUCGUCAAAAGGCUGCUGAUUUACUGAGGGCGCUCACGACCGACUAUGUCUUGACAGGGAAGCUCUCCCCAACGGUAGCCUCAGAUCUGUUUGAAGCGCUCUGUUCAAUGUCUCUCGAGUAUCCCGAACGCUGGAGCGAAUAUUUUGCUGGUAAAAAGACGAGAUUUGAGUGUCAGUUGCACUCCAAGCUCGAAGGCGCCUCGGAUGACGCCAAGAAGGGAUCUAAAGUCGGUGCAUAUGUCUUCGGACUAGCGCAAGAGAAUGCACUGCGAGCCUCUCACGGUCUUACGAUGCUAGGCGCUCCUGCUCCUCAGAAGUUCUGCCUCGAGAUGCUCAAACGCCGACCGCAUAUAAUCGACCUAUUGUUCGACUGUGCUAUUCUUCAACGCUCCCCGGCAUUUCCUCAUGCUCAGGUCAACCCAAUGGCGCUGGAGGCUCUUUGUAUUCUCUUCCAGUGGCCUCGAUUUACUGUUCCUGGCGUAUCUCCUUCUACGGAUCGGGCGCUACUGAUUUCUGACACGAAGUCGCUUUCUCAGGCACUGCAGAUUCUUACGACUAGGAAGGGCUGGGCCAGCAACCUGGUAGAGACGUGGACGCACAAUGAGGAAGAAAAGUGGAGCUUGUAUAAGGUCGAAGCAAUGUGCAAGUCAAUGGUGGAGGAAUACGGGCCAAAUCAACAGCCGGCAGAAGACGCGUACCGGCAGGCUACCUUACACCGAGACAAAAGCCGUAUCUACACCUUACGCCUCAUCAUCACUCUCACUCAUUUUUCCGAGUCGUGCGGCGUAACGAACGCCGAACUCAUGUCGUUCCUCCGCAUCGCCUACGAAGCUUCGCACAAAAUUUCCGAGUCUCCUUGGGACGUAAAUGGCCCGAGGGCCGAGGGUAGUUCGACUGCCGAAGCUCUGCCCGUCUGGCACGACCGGUGCGAUCCUCCUCCGAUCUUCGCAGAAACGAUCAGGGUCUUCGUCUCCGAACAGCACAUCGGCCCGACAGCCCUCGUGCGCCUGCUCGCGGUCCUUGCGCAGCGCAAAGCACUCUCGGGCAUUCAGACGCUCAAGAAGCCUCCCCCCGGACUCUCGCAGACGACCACCCUCGCGCACGUGCAGCAGAUCACCCACCCGGACGUGAUACGGCGCAUCAUCGCGAUCUCGAACGGACGCCUGGACCGAUCUCUCGAGAGCGGCCGGCUGCUCAUGACGCAGGACCCGAGAAAGUCGCCCGAGGAGCAGCCGUUCCCGCACGACUACAUAUGCGUCGCGGACGACCUUCCGAAGGAGGAGAGCGCGUGCUCCGGGUUUCUGAACGCGGCGGAGCUGGCGGCCGCGCUCGUCGCGCUCGACACGCACACCGGGGGCGCGUACGCGCCGGAAAUAUGCGGUGCGCGCAAGAAGCUGGUCAUUGCUCUAGGCAACGCCGCUGAGAUGGCGCUGCGCCUUGCGAAGUACCGGUACGCGUACUCGUAUGCUCUUGGCGCGGUGACUUCCGCGGAGAACGUUCCCCUUGAGGCGAACCUGAGUCCUGAGGUCGUCGUAAAGAACAGGCGACGACUAGAGGUGGCGAAGGGUAAACUCGACGGCGCUCUGUGA
Messenger RNA from Coniophora puteana RWD-64-598 SS2, 1986 nucleotides. RefSeq lists its product as uncharacterized. The coding region runs from base 289 to 1986 and encodes 565 amino acids. NCBI's taxonomy places the organism in Eukaryota, Fungi, Basidiomycota, Agaricomycetes, Boletales, Coniophoraceae. The record is from RefSeq and is a predicted model, not a curated record. The transcript has 4 exons.